AUGAGGACUGUUUUACUACUGAACUUGCCUCCGGAAACGCUCCUGCACAUCCUAUCCUAUCUCGACCUCCCGGACUUGGCGAGCUGCCUGCGCGUAUGCCACGUCCUGCGGGCCUUAGCAGCCGACCCGGUAUUACACCACUAUAGGUUACGCGUCGUGGCGCCCUCGCGCGUCGCCCACGCCCUCUUCAGGCAGGCCCCGCCACGGCCGACCGUCGGCGAGCUCGUCGCCCGCGGUGUCAUGCGCGGGCUGGGCAUCGAGCGCCGCUGGCGUGCAGGUUUAUAUUUCUACACCCACCUGUCCGUCAAGCAAUACGAGUCCUCGCUCCGCAUCCAGCGCACGCACACCAAAAACCUGCUAUCACAUCACCUCCGCCGCCUCGUGCUCGCGCCCACGCCGGCGCACUUCCUGCGUUCCCUCCGCGUGCUGCCCGACCUCGAACGCGAGUACGCCUCACCCCGCCUCUCGCGUUCGCUCCUUCCCGUCGUUCGAAAGCUCAAGUGGAGUAUAAAGCGCGAUGUGCUCUCCCAACGGUUUAGAGACGCCGGCCACGGGGGUCGCGGCGACGCCAAGUGGGUCGAGGGGAAGGGGCGCGGGCUCGUGUGCGAGAGCGAGCGGAUCCGGCUCGCUGUCUGCCCGGACGUGCGGAAGAUCGUGGCUUUCUUUGAAGGACUAAACGGGCGAGACUAG
This is a messenger RNA of Punctularia strigosozonata HHB-11173 SS5, 690 nucleotides long. RefSeq lists its product as uncharacterized. Gene Ontology annotation, molecular function: protein binding. The transcript is spliced from 3 exons. Lineage: Eukaryota; Fungi; Basidiomycota; Agaricomycetes; Corticiales; Punctulariaceae. The record is from RefSeq and is a predicted model, not a curated record. The coding region runs from base 1 to 690 and encodes 229 amino acids.